GACUAGAGAGAGUGAGAGAGUAAGGCCCGGAGCCCGUAGGGUAGCCAUAGCUAGUGUUCGGUCAUCGAUCAGUCGUAGCCAUGCCGAAGACGCAUCCAUACAAAGGCGUGAGGCAGCGCCGCUGGGGCUCCUGGGUCUCCGAGAUCUGCCACCCUGUGCUGAAGACGAGGAUCUGGCUGGGAUCGCACAAGACGGCAGAGGCCGCGGCACGGGUGUACGAUGAGGCGGCACGGCUUUUGAGCGGGCCGGCGGCACGCACCAACUUCCCGGGCUCAUACACCACGGGCAACCUGACCAAGGAGGUGCGCGCGAAGCUGGAGGAAUGCCCCGUGCCUCCAUCGUCCUCCUCCACAACGGCGGCAGCUCCGGCGCCUGCAAGCUCGUCGCCGACCGGCGGCGCCAUGGAAGAUGACGAUGUGGAGUUCGUCGAGGCGAUGAUCAGGGAGAUGACGGACUACGGCCCCGUGGAGAUCGACCCUUCUGCGUCCGUCCGCUCAACCACCAACUAG
Brachypodium distachyon (stiff brome) is the source of this 509-nucleotide messenger RNA. Its product is annotated as ethylene-responsive transcription factor ERF003. Gene Ontology annotation, biological process: regulation of DNA-templated transcription. Gene Ontology annotation, molecular function: DNA-binding transcription factor activity; DNA binding. Bases 81 to 509 code for a protein of 142 amino acids. NCBI's taxonomy places the organism in Eukaryota, Viridiplantae, Streptophyta, Magnoliopsida, Poales, Poaceae. The transcript is spliced from 2 exons. The record is from RefSeq and is a predicted model, not a curated record.